AUAGAGACGAGAGUCUUUAAUGGUCUACAUCUCAUGAGCGAAAUCUCAUUUCCUAUGCAAGAAAUUACUAUACUUUUUCCAGCUGUUACAAAAGCUACUUCAGCAGCUCUGAGCUUUGCGAUUUUGUCCGUUUUGAUGAUAGUUGUUGCACACAUGAACUGAAACAGUGACCGUCUUCCGGCCACCUCCGUCGGCGUUUUCAACUUCCGGCCGCCGUUCUGGAGGUUUUUGGGAGAGAAGUGUGAGAGAUCUGCGCUGGCUUUGCGAAAUGGGGCAUUAUGCUGCAGUUUGGGAUCCGAGAGCUGCGAUUGGAGUGACGAAGGACUCGAAUGGGAUCGAUCAGGUUGUGCUCCGUACUCCUCACGGCGCCUCCGCCACGGUGAGCUUGAGUGGAGGACAGAUUACUUCAUGGCGGAAUGUUCGGGGCGAAGAACUCCUUUUCACCAGUAGCAAGGCCAUAAAGUCACCAAAAGCUGUAAGAGGAGGAAUUUGUAUUUGCUUUCCCCAGUUUGGUAAUGGCGGUUCACUUGAGCAUCAUGGAUUUGCAAGAAGCAAACUUUGGACCAUCGAUAAUGAUCCUCCAUCUCUGCAUUCAUUUGAUGCUCGUGGAAAAUCUUUUGUUGACUUACUACUAAGACCGUCGGACGAGGAUUUGAAGUUCUGGCCUCACAGUUUUGAGUUGCGGCUCAGGGUUUGUCUAGCAUCUGAUGGAAAUCUCACUGUGAUAUCUCGUGUUAGAAACAUCAAUGGCAAAACAUUUAGUUUCUCAUUUGCUUGUCAUACAUACUUGUCCAUCUCUGAUAUAAGUGAAGUGAGGAUAGAAGGAUUGGAAACACUGGACUAUCUUGACAAUCUCUCCCGUAGAGAACGCUUCACAGAGCAAGGAGAUGCAAUAACAUUUGAGUGUGAGCUUGAUCGUGUUUACGUUAACACUCCGAAUUCUAUUGCUGUGCUUGACCAUGAAAGGAAACAAACGUAUCUUGUGAAGAAAGAUGGACUGCCAGAUGUUGCGGUGUGGAAUCCAUGGGAGAAGAAAUCCAAGGCCAUGGCAGAUCUUGGUGACGAAGAGUACAAACAGAUGAUCUGCGUUGAUGCAGCAGCAAUAGAGAAACCCGUCACAUUGAAACCCGGGGAGGAAUGGACGAGCCGAGUAGUCCUUGUGGUUGUGCCAUCAACCUUUUGUGGAGAUGAUGACCUUUAAUGCGUCAAAAAAGAUCCACAGAGAGACCUGCAACUAAAAAAGCUAAGACUCGGUAUGUGCUCUUGCAGUAUAUUUUUCAGCGCAAUGGCAAUACAAAAAAAAAACUUAGUAUAUGCAUGUAGGAUAUGUAUUAGUUCAAGGGAAUGUUCUCUUGAUUCGGUGCGGUGUCACACGAUUUAUGAAGCCGUGCUUUUUUUUCCAGGAAGAGUAGGGCUUCAUAACUCGUGUGUGUCGUCUUGUCAAACCGGCACCAUAGAAUUGCACUAUAUGUGACUAGAAUAUGCCGUGGACCGGGAAAGCCUAAGGUUUUAAAGUUGGCUUCAUCAGUUGUAAACACUUUGUGUUUUUCAUUUGUUACAAGUUUAGGGGUCCUUUUCAUUUUGUCAAUAUCCUUAAAACACUCUUUUUUCCAAGCAUUUGAGGGUUUUUUUAAAUGCUUAUUUAUUUAUAUUAAAUAUAAGAAGGGUACUAUA
This is a messenger RNA of Cuscuta campestris, 1674 nucleotides long. The record is from the annotation of a GenBank genome assembly. Lineage: Eukaryota; Viridiplantae; Streptophyta; Magnoliopsida; Solanales; Convolvulaceae.